AUGCGUUUUGCAUUGCAUGUUAUUUUUGUGUAUCAGUUAUUUCAAGAACAAUUUCAGGUGGACAGUUGCGCAUUGAGCUUAGCUGAACCAAUUCGUUUGCUACUAGUUGAUCAAGGUAUAAAUUUUAUUGACGAUCGCAUAAAUAAAAGUGACUGGCCUAUCAUAAAAUCACAUUUCCAAUUCGAACAACUACCUUGUCUUUACGAUGGUGAUCAGCAAAUUGUCCAAUCCGGUGCAAUCCUGAGACAUCUUGCUCGCAAACACGAUUUGAAUGGUGGAAAUGAACUGGAAACAACAUAUAUUGAUAUGUUUUAUGAAGGCCUUCGUGAUCUCCAUUCCAAAUAUACAAAAAUAAUUUAUCAGACUUAUGACACUGAAAAGGAUUCCUAUACAAAAGAUGUAUUGCCAGUAGAAUUGACGAAAUUUGAGAGGUUGCUUGCUACACGAGACAAUGGAAAAAACUUCAUUUUGGGAGACAAGAUUUCAUUCGCAGAUUUCGUCCUUUUCGAGGAGGUUGACAUUCAUCAAAUCCUCGAUCCGCACUGUUUGGAUAAAUUUCCACUCUUGAAGGCUUAUCGUCAACGAAUGGAAGACAGACCAAGACUUAAGGAGUACUACGAACAGCGUAAUGCAGCAAAGAUACCAGUAAAUGGAAAUGGGAAACAGUGA
Loa loa (African eye worm) is the source of this 669-nucleotide messenger RNA. RefSeq lists its product as hypothetical. The record is from RefSeq and is a predicted model, not a curated record. Gene Ontology annotation, cellular component: cytosol. Bases 1 to 669 code for a protein of 222 amino acids. NCBI's taxonomy places the organism in Eukaryota, Metazoa, Nematoda, Chromadorea, Rhabditida, Onchocercidae. Gene Ontology annotation, molecular function: glutathione transferase activity. Gene Ontology annotation, biological process: glutathione metabolic process. The transcript has 7 exons.